Messenger RNA from Arthroderma uncinatum, 3207 nucleotides. RefSeq lists its product as uncharacterized. The record is from RefSeq and is a predicted model, not a curated record. NCBI's taxonomy places the organism in Eukaryota, Fungi, Ascomycota, Eurotiomycetes, Onygenales, Arthrodermataceae. The transcript has 2 exons. The coding region runs from base 1 to 3207 and encodes 1068 amino acids.
AUGCUGCAGCUUCCGCUCCGCAAGAAGGGGACCAGAAGGACUGCUAGGUUGCGCCAGUCCCUCUUCGCCAGCCGAAGAGCAUCGGAGGCAGACUCGAUGAGCACGGCGUCCUCGGAGGGCACUGAUGCAACAGACGCAACAGACACAACGGACGACGAGCACGAUGUGCCCGUUUUAAGUCCUUCUCAACCUGAACACCGUAAUGGCUCUACAUCACCACGCAGCAAGGAGGAACCUCCAGGUUCCCCGCGAUUGCGAGCCGACAAUGUCAGGGACCGUCUCUUCUCUCGCGCCCCGUUGUCUGGGCCGGAAUGCGAGGCUAGAGAGGCCCUGGAAGGCACCACGUCUGCAUCCAGCUCCGGUAAAUGUUCGAACGAAGGAUGCACGGUACACCCUCAGAACUCCCCGUUGUCCGGAGAAGAGCUAAGAAACAUAUUCUCUGGCUCUCCGCAUUUCUUGCUCGAAAAGGGCACACGUUCGCAUUGGUUCCCGCAUGUCGUCUUCCCCUGGGACGAGAGUACUCGGAUUCAGAACCUCCAGGACCGGAAACCGUUGCACCAUGCCUCGUUUACGCUCUCUACGCUCCAUGCGCAUCUACCUGCGUUUCUUGAGCGGAGGAAAACUUCUACCGAGCCCCAGGAUAUGGCAGAACUAGAGGGGUCCAAGCAGCCGGCUUUUGAUAUUGGUGUCUUUGAGGUACCCAACAUGCUCUCCUCCCGGGCAAUGGAGAGAGGAUGCGUUGGUUUCCGCCAUUACAUGGAACUUCCUAUCGCGCCUAAGCUGAAGCCCAACUUUGAUAAGCCCCCGGACAUGGUCUCGCCGGAUUUUCAGUACACCUCCCGGAGAGGUAGUGACGAGCCGUACGUCUGCUGUCGACCUGGUAUCCGGUUCAACCGUGCACAGCUGAUCAAGGGAGGGCCACCAACGUGGAAGCGUCUCGGGGUUCGUGGUUGCUCGACAAAACAGGUCGCUCAACGGCUGGAAACACUCUGCGAUUUGCGUGACCAGAUGGUUUUCCAGGCUAGCCCAAUUAACUUAUUUGAUACGGAGUCUAUAACUGAGCUCCAUCAGCGUUUAUUUUCUACUUUCCUCUACCCACCUCCGAGAGAAGUGCAGGGCGAUGCCUUCAAGCAUACUAGCCUAAAGACUCAGAUUGAUAUACUUGUCAAAGUCCUCGCUGUCCAGGGUGCAUGGGUUGAUUUCACCCUUAUUGAGUGGAGGAUUCGCGCCGGCCAGCUUCUCUGGGAAUGCCCGCCACACCACGACGGGAUCAUCAAGGACCAGUACCCAGAUGGCACAGACGUCAGUAUCGAUGCAGAAAGGCAGUGGCUCUUGAUUCAGCUGCUGCUGGCUGCUGAAUUGGUCCUGCGACUUGACGCCGCCGUCAAGGUUGGCAUUAUAGGCCGCUCAAAGGGCCUCAGCGUUACCCAGCGGGACAUGUACCAUAUCAACGAUAUGAGGAAUGAUCAGGUUGACUGGGCAAUCAUCUGCUGCCGGAGAGCGUUUGAAAGCAUGACCAUCAAAUAUGCUCCCACAGGUGGGAAGUCACCUACUAUUGUCGUCGAACCCCAGGAGACGUCCAUUUCGCGAAUUCGGCAGAUGUUAAAACGGGGUAAGAUCAAGGAAAAGCAGUUGCAGCAGCAGCAGCAGCUGAGUGAGGCUCGAAUAGAGUGGGAUUGCAUCACUAGGCCCCGAUUUCUCAAGAAGCAGCUGGACGGUCUCUUUGUGUUCAUGGAUAUAAUACAGUGGCCAGAUGCGGACGGUAUGAAGCUUCAAUUAGAACGGAAAUUCAAUGCUGUGGUUUCCGAUCCUGCUGCUAUGGUCCGGACGCUCUCUACACCGCUCCUCACCGGCACGAUGAAACCCGACGAUAGACCUCUCCAGAGGCUAUCCGACUAUGAAAAUUCAAUCACCUCCCAUCUCGUUCUGCUGGUGCCUCCCACUCAAGAAAGUUCCGUUACCUCCUCGACGACAUGUUUUGGCGGAUGGAUAUCUCGCUCGUGGCUCACAGGGUUUGUGCUACCUGGAGAAGCUGUGAAUGACCUGCUCAUUGGGACCUUGUUAGAAAACGACCCUCAUGCGCUAGAUGCUCUUGGCCCAGUUGCCAACCUAUACGGCGGAUUUAUAUAUAAAGGUCGGAGCUGGUGGAGUAAGAUGUGCGUCGUAUCCCGAAUUGUCUCCUGUCUAGAAGGGUCCACUACGUGCAUGGGAUGGGUUUCGAGUCUGGUCGUACCUCAGGACGAACACGGCAGGGAUCAUACGGACCAAUGGGUUGAAGUCGAGUUGAAGGAUGACCUGCGCGACUUGACGGUGCCACGAAUUUACAAAACGACGCAGGUCUUGCUUGACUCGUCGCCACUUGGGCCAGGCGGAGAACUUACUCCCGAGCAGUUCUCCCUGCCAAUGGACGAUGCUGACCUGUAUAACCUCCGCCAGACAAGCGUGAUGUUUAACAACAUAACGCUUGCUAAGGUCAAACGAGACGAUCCAAGUAAAUAUCUCCCUCUAAAGGCGCUGGCGUACGCCUUUUUCACCAUCAAGGAAACACCCAAAUCAAAACCACGCAAGGUCCUCUUCCCGUUAAGCAAGAACUCACUUUUCGUCUCCUCAUUCCCGUGUCUUCCUCCUCGGGGUUGGGCUGCUCACUUCGCAAGUCACGACCAUGGCUCAGAAUCCUCAUCAUCUCCUCCCCACCCAGAGUAUCACAGGCACUUCCAGCCCCCUACCCCAGACGACGAAGACACGUAUGACUGGAGCUCGGGACCCGACUCGCCAGGCACAGGCCCCUUCAAUGCUGCUCCAGGUCAUAAAGUCAACAGCUUCCGCCUUCCAGGCCACCCGCUCCACACCUAUUUUUACCCAUACACGUACAUCCCCAUCCCCUCGCUUCCAAACGUGACGGUCUUCCCGCCAAAAGCCCCCGAGACCGCCGAUCCGUCCCCGCCAGAGAACCAAAACACCCCUCACUCAGGCAGUGCGGAGAGGAGGCGGCGGCGACGACGACGUCAGGCCGUCACGUACAUCAUCGACGCCAGGGGGAGCAAGCACAAAGAAGCGUUUGCAAGGGCGUGGUGUACGGCCGUUUGCACAGAUGCAGUGGUCGCAAGGGUGGGGCGCACUUGUCUGGCAUGUAGUAUUCGGGAGGCUAGGGCGAUUGAUGUAAAUGUGGUCAUUCGUGUUGGCACCAUGGCCAGUGGGAUUAACUAG